AUGGCUACUAAUAUCACCUGGCACCCAAACUUGUCUCAUAAUGAACGUAUUGAAUUGAGAAAACAAAAAGGAUGUACUGUUUGGUUGACUGGAUUAUCAGCUAGUGGGAAAUCAACUAUUGCUUGUGCAUUAGAACAAAGUAUUUUAGCUAGAGGAUUGAAUUCUUAUAGAUUAGAUGGUGAUAAUGUGAGAUUUGGAUUGAAUAAAGAUUUGGGAUUCAGUGAAUCGGAUAGAAAUGAAAAUAUUAGAAGAAUUUCCGAAGUUGCUAAAUUAUUUACUGAUUCAUGUUGUAUUACUUUAACUUCUUUCAUUAGUCCUUAUAAACAAGAUAGAAAAUUAGCCAGGGAAUUACAUGAAAAGGAUAAUUUACCAUUUGUUGAAGUUUAUGUUGACGUUCCAGUUGAAGUUGCCGAACAAAGAGAUCCAAAAGGUUUAUACAAAAAGGCAAGAGAAGGUAUUAUUAAAGAAUUCACUGGUAUUAGUGCUCCUUAUGAAGCUCCAGAAAAUCCAGAAAUUCAUUUGAAAAAUUAUCACGGUGCCUCAAUUGAAGAAAGUGCUGAACAAAUUAUUGAUUAUUUGAUCAAACAUAAUUACAUUUCUUAA
Molecule: messenger RNA, 603 nt
Organism: Hyphopichia burtonii NRRL Y-1933
Lineage: Eukaryota; Fungi; Ascomycota; Pichiomycetes; Serinales; Debaryomycetaceae
Gene: MET14
Product: adenylyl-sulfate kinase
Exons: 1
Coding region: 1-603 (200 amino acids)
Biological process (GO): sulfate assimilation
Molecular function (GO): adenylylsulfate kinase activity; ATP binding
Source: RefSeq, a predicted model, not a curated record